GCUACAGUAACUCAGGUUAAGAACAGUUUCAGGUUAAGAACAGACCUCCAGAACGAAUUAAGUUCUUAACCCAAGGUACCACUAUAGAAUAAAUCCACCAGAAAGGCACUAUGAUUAUGUGAAGAACAUGUUGCAGAAUUUGCCUGCAAUAAAAGACCAGCCUGGAGGGGCCUGGCAUCUGGAAGGCCACAGGUUCCCCAAUCUUGGAACUGUGUUUCAGUUUAACCUCACCCACCCAUGCAGGCAGGGUGAGGCAAAACAGGAAGGGGCCGGCCUACCAGUGCAGCUCCCCACAAACCUCCCUUACCUUGGUCAGGCAGCAGUGUCCACAGUGUGAUGGUGGUUUCCAGCAAGAUUUUGCGGUAUACAGGAGUUAUUGCGAGAUUUUGGUGAGAUCUUGAGAGACCUUGCCAGAACCUGCUACUGCCACUUUAGGCUCUCUUUAGGUUCUGCUGCCUGAAGUGGCUGCCUCAGUCAGCCCCAUAGGUGGACUGGCCCUGCACCUAGGAAGUCCGUUGGUUUCAGUUGGCCACAGCAGUUGUUUUCAGUCAGUGUGCCAUGGCAACCUGGGUGCCUUGAACAAUGCUCAGUUGCCGUAAGCAACACUGGCCUCUGUUCCUCUCCCCCCCCCCCCAUGCCCUCUCACAUCUCUGUCUCCCAAAGACUUUCACAGCUGUUUGUUUCAUCCCCAGCCACACGCUCCCCUGAUAAAUGGUACCUCUGGGGCUGGCUAGGGGGUACUAGUCGCCAGGAGCUAAGGUGACCUUGGAGUAAGCAAGCAAGCAAGCGUUUGCUGUGUGCAAUGCCUGCCUGGGAGCUGAGUGCCUGGUGCUGAAGGGGAGCCUUUCUGCCAUGCAGGCCUGGCAGUGCCUGCUGCUGCCAUUGCUGUCUCCCAAGGAGUGGGUGACCGGGACGGAUUUGAAGAUUUCUUUGGACCGGCUAAAUACCUUUGGGGAUGACAUCUUCAAGGAUCCCAAGGUGCUGCAGUCUUACUACUAUGCCAUCUCAGACUUCUCCGUAGGGGGCAGGUGCAAGUGUAAUGGCCAUGCUAGUGAAUGCAUCCCAAAUGAAGAGGAUCAGUUGGUUUGCCUCUGCCAGCACAACACCACUGGGGCAGACUGCGAGUUGUGCCAGCCGUUUUAUCAGGACCGCCCAUGGGCACGGGGCACCGCUGAGGCUGCCAACGAGUGUCUCCCAUGCAACUGUAGCGGCCGAUCAGACGAGUGCUUUUAUGACUGGGAGUUAUACCGACGCACUGGGCACGGUGGCCACUGCCGAAAUUGCCAGGACAACACGGACGGCCCGCACUGUGAGCGCUGCCGCCAUAAUUUCUACCGCUGGGAUACCCAGGCGGCAUGCCAGCCCUGCAGCUGCAACCCAGCAGGUUCCUUGAAUCCCCAGUGUGACAGCUCAGGGGCCUGUGAAUGCAAAGCAACGGUGACAGGCUGGAAGUGUGAGCGUUGCCGAGAUGGAUUCCAUUCCCUCAGUGAAGGCGGGUGCAGACCUUGCGCUUGUGAUGCAGCUGGCAGUGUAGGAACAUGUGACCCUAACACAGGACACUGCAGGUGCAAAGAGAAGGUAGAAGGAUACCUGUGCAACAGGUGCCAACCUGGUAGCUUCAAUCUACAGCUCCACAACCCUACUGGCUGCACCAGCUGCUUCUGCUAUGGCCAUUCAACAGCGUGCACAGUGGCCCAGGGGUAUGAGGUUCACAAUAUCAUCUCUGACUUCAGCCAAGGACUCGAUGGCUGGAAAGCAGUAAAUCCAAGUGGGCAGGAGGUCCCCCUCCGCUGGACUAGAGGAGAGAUCUUCCUGGAGCAAGAGGAGGAAGAGGCUGAUUUUAUAGCGCCAGAGAGGUUCCUGGGUGACCAGCACCUUAGUUACGGGCAGACCCUCUCCGUGUUCUUCCGCAUAGCAAGCACCACACCUGACUUCCAUUCUUUCCCCAUUGGGCUGGUUUUGGAGGGGGAUGGCAUCUCAGUGUCAGCCAGUUAUGCCGAUACAGAAGACAGGAGAAAUGGCACACACUGUGAAGAGCACAUGAUAGCGUUCAGGCUUCACGAGGCUGAGGAAGAAAUGCAACCAGCUCUGUCAGCUUUCCAGUUCCAGCGCCUGCUCUCCAACCUGACAGCGCUUCGGAUCCGGGCCAAAAGCAGUUAUGGACCAGGUAGGAUUCUCCUGAAGGAAGUCCAGCUUACGUCAGCUCACCCAGGCCUCUCUCAGCCUGCCCUGUGGGUCGAAGAAUGUAUAUGCCCGCAAGGAUACGUUGGCCAGUUCUGUGAGUCCUGCGCUCCUGGCUUCAAGAGGGAGGUGCCAUUCGGUGGCCCCUUGGUCAGUUGUGUUCCCUGCUCUUGCAACCAACAUGGCAGCUGUGAUCCUGACACAGGCCUCUGCCAAUGUCUCCACAACACAGAGGGGCCUUCCUGUGAGCGUUGUGCUGCUGGUUUCCAUGGCAACCCCUUCACUGGCCGCUUUGAUGACUGUAAGCCUUGCCCUUGCCCUGGCCAGACGCCUUGCCUGGCUCUCCCACAGAGCGGAGAGGUGGUCUGUACCCACUGCCCACUGGGACAAAGAGGGAGACUCUGUGAGCUGUGCGAUGAUGGCUUUUUCGGGGACCCCCUGGGAAGGAAUGGUCCAGUCCGACCUUGCAGACCCUGUGAAUGCAACAGCAACGUGGACCCCAAUGCCGUGGGCAACUGUGAUCCUGUCUCAGGCCAGUGUCUCCGCUGCUUAUACAACACAGCAGGAGGACACUGUGAGAGGUGUCAGGAAGGCUUCUAUGGAGAUCCACUAGCCACCAACCAUGCUGUGAAGUGUACACCCUGCAAGUGUAACCCUGGAGGCUCUACCAAUGGAGCAGCGACUUGUGAUGAUGUCACCGGUCAGUGCAUCUGUCUCCCCCAUGUGACUGGGCGGGACUGCAGCCAAUGCCAAGCAGGUUAUUAUGACCUCCAGCCAGGAAAGGGUUGCAAAAGUUGCCAGUGUCACCCAGUAGGUUCUCAACACAGCCACUGCCACCCGCUCACAGGGCAAUGCUCUUGUCAACCUGGCGUGGAAGGUGUGUCAUGUGAUCAGUGCCAAGCUGGUUUCUUUGGCUUCUCAUUCCAAGGAUGCCGAGCCUGCAACUGCUCCCAGCUCGGUUCUGUCUCCCUCCAGUGCCAUGAUAACAGCACAUGUGUGUGCAAGCAAGGCUUUGUGGGGUACAAGUGUGACCAGUGCAAAGUGAACCACUUCUAUGACCCUGGGAGCAAUCAGUGCCUGGAGUGCCCUAUUUGCUACAGUCUCGUGAAGGAAGAGGCAGACAAUUUGAAGGCCAAGUUGACAAAGAUGGAGUCAUGGUUGGAGAAACCAAAUUGUGGCGUGAUGAGGGCACGUUAUUAUUCUGCCAUGCUGCAGGACGCACCACGGGGUGACACUCUCCACAGCCGUUACCUGUUGAAAGGUGCCAAAGUGGCUUUCCUAGAAGAGCUUGCUGAGCUGGAGAGCCUAGUGCAUGAUGCAGAGAGCCGGCUAAGGAACACCAGUGAGAUUAUGGGCUGUGACAACCAGAGUGGCACCAAGGGCUGCCUCCUCCUCACUGACAUCCUGCCCAUCCUGCAGUCCACACAACAACAGAUCCGGAUGGCCACCAACACACUGGAUGCCAUGGAGUUUCCAGCUGAGAUGUCGCCCCAGCCCACCAACUGGACCCACCAGGCACAGGAGUCUAGAGUGCUGGCCCAGAGCCAUAUGAAGGCUGCGGCCUUGGUGGAAGACACUGCCCAAAAGGCCAUGCUCCUGUCCAACAAGACCUACCACCUUCUGCGGAGUAUCAUAGAGGACAAUGCAAAACUGGAGUUUAGGGGACAGGUGGAAGAGAGCUACCAGAGAAUCCAAAAGGCACAGGAGGAGCUUGGCUUCCGGAUGGAAGAGGCUACAGCCAAAGCUGAGAAGACUUUUGCUUCAGUCCAUCAGGGCAACAUGGCAAAGAACCUCAUGCAGAUCAGUGUCAUAGAGUUGCACCCCUUGGUUCAGCAGGCUGAAAAUCUUACACAUUGUGCCAAUGAACUGGAGCACCUGGCAGAACAGAAUAAACACCUGGUGGCCAAUGGAUCUCUUAUUGUAGAGGCCAAACUGGAGGGUGUGGCUCAGAGGAUGAAGGAGUUGGAACAGCUAUGGCAAAGGACAAAUGACGCCCACACACAGGCAUCCUCAUCGCUCUCAAAGGGGGAGGCUGUGCUCUCCGAAACAAAGACCUUGUUGGCUACCUUGGAUGGGAUGAAGAGGUUAGGUGCACGUCACAAGCGCCAGUCUGCCACAAACAGGAAAAUGACAGUUGUGCGGGAUCGGGCAAUAGCAGAGGCCCAGAAGAAGACCAGACAAGCUCAGAAGAUUCUGGGAGAUUCCUUUUCAGUCUCUGCUGAGGCCCAGAAAACUGCCAACAAUGCAGAGUUAGUCGCGAAGGAAGGCGCCAAGAAGGCCCAGGACACACUCAGAGAUGCAAAGUGGGAGAAAAGGCGUGUGGAUAAACUUAAGGCACAUGUUGCUUUGACUGUGGCAGAAGCCUCCAGGCAGAAGCGUGAGUCUGAAGAACAUGGCAACAACCUCGCUGGACCUGGACAAGUUGCAGCGGAGAUGAACGAUCUUGAGAAGAGCCUCCGAAAUGCCCAGGGCUCCUUGGAGAUGGACAUUGCGGCACUGAACAGCCUGCUCACCAGUCUCGGCAACAUAGACCACAGUGCUCUGUCAGAAGCUGCACUGAACUUGAGCCAAAUUCAGCUGGAGCACUUGCAGUCAAACCUGGCGGGAUCUGGUGCCCUGGGCCAGCAGCUGAGCACCUUGCAGCAUGAGGCUGAAACCCAGAGGGAGAGGAUCGAGGCCUUCGAGAGGGACUUGGCGGAGAUCCAGAGCGACAAGCAGAACCUGGAAUCCAUCCUCCAGAGCCUGCCUAGCAGCUGCUCCAGCAGGAAGUGACAUGGCCUCCUUAAAAGUGCUCCAGAGCACCAUCCCUGGCAGCACAAGGAACUGAAGGCUUAAGGAACAUGGCGCGGAGGGAGGGAAAGAUGGAAGAAGGUCACUGCCAUGGAGGAAAUGUCAGGAUGUAGGAGGGAUUUGAUUCAGUUCGCAGUUAAAGGCAAAUCUAUCCCACUCCACUUUCUGAAACAAUAUGCAAACUGAAACACAGCCACCCUCCCAAAAUUCACACUUCUCCAAACUUUGCAGUGCAGUUCUCCAGCCAAGUAAUGUGUACAAAAAUGCACAAGCUUGGGAGUAAAGUGUGCCUAGGAAUGUGUGUACAGUAGUACCUCCAGUUACAUAACCCUCUGGUUUCGUAAACUUCGGGAUGCGAAAGCGGCAAACCCAGAAGUAUUUGCCCGGGUUUUGCCGCACGCACAUGCGCAGAAGUGGUCCUCAGGUUGCGGAAACUUUGGGAUCCUACCGGACCUCUGGAACAGAUCCCGUCCGCAACUGAAGGUACCACUGUAUUGGUGAAAAUAACAUACAGCAAUGCAUUGUAUUAGGGAAGAUUAGUUUGCAAAAAUGUGCAUGUUAGGGAGAAAUUUGUACUAAAAUGCCAAUGAGCUUUCACAAGGACUUUAAAAUAAAUUGCAGACUGGUGUGGAAAUGUGGAGAACUGAACUGGAAGAAAGAGAAAGGGAGAAAAUCCAAAAUUGCCAGAUCCGCCCAUUUCCUAAGGAGAUGUUCCCAUGGACAGACAUUGACAAAUGAGUCUAAAGGGGGGGGGGGCAGAACAGAAUGUUAUGUAAGUUUAACAGUGUACAGAUGAUAGCGUUGAACCCUGCAAAUAGUAUUCAAAUUCUUUUAUGAAUUUCACCAGUCAUUGUCCUUAUGGUUGGUUGGGGUUUUUUUUGCAGCAAUAAGUAAAACCUUAAACAAAAUAUAAAAAGUUUAAAUCCUCAGGAAGACAAGUUCAGUGGUGUUUCUGUACAUCAUUUUUGGGACUCUGCCAUUGUCUUAGGUCAAAACCAGUUUUGCAGGUCUUUACAGAGCUUCAGACUGUAUUGUGGAAAAGCCAAAAACUAACGCCCUAUAAAUACAGUAAACACUUUUGUCAUUAAAUGGUGGACAUCUGAUGGAUGGCACCCAUGGCAGAUAGUACAAUUUCUUCCAGUUACUAUGCUUGCAGUUUUGGAGCUGUUUUUACAGAUUUUCACUCUUUUCCUCCCUACCCUCUGCCCCAAAACAUGUAGCCCUUAAAAAGGGAGUAAAAACGUGCAAUUUCCCAUAGCCAUGGAAUUGACUGAAACAGAAGUUGUGUGAUUCACUGAACCUAAAUAUGCCAUGCAACCUGGUCUAGUUUAUUUCUACUGCUCCAUUGAUUUAGAGUGGGGGUGUGAGGGGAGCAGCUGCAAUAAAGAAGGAUGGGGACAACCCUCUUCA
Molecule: messenger RNA, 6381 nt
Organism: Podarcis raffonei (Aeolian wall lizard)
Lineage: Eukaryota; Metazoa; Chordata; Lepidosauria; Squamata; Lacertidae
Gene: LAMC3
Product: laminin subunit gamma 3
Exons: 27
Coding region: 853-4953 (1366 amino acids)
Source: RefSeq, a predicted model, not a curated record